Molecule: messenger RNA, 1448 nt
Organism: Diachasma alloeum
Lineage: Eukaryota; Metazoa; Arthropoda; Insecta; Hymenoptera; Braconidae
Product: ran-specific GTPase-activating protein
Exons: 4
Coding region: 351-1091 (246 amino acids)
Biological process (GO): nucleocytoplasmic transport
Cellular component (GO): cytoplasm; nuclear pore
Molecular function (GO): GTPase activator activity
Source: RefSeq, a predicted model, not a curated record
CCGGCGAUUUAGUUUUUCAGGGACUUUCAGGGGAAUGACACUCAGGGAAUUUUUUAAACCGGCGACCGUUGGCCACGCCGCCAUGAUUGUUGCCAACUGAGGGGUGUUCGGGGACUGGCAAUCGUCAUUGGCUGGCGGACGGUGUGGCGAACGAUUUUAGGUUUUCAGGGCUUUGAGUGGCUAAUUGCGGGGCGGUGGGGGGACAGCCGACCAAUGGACGCCCGGCGGUUUGGAUGGGACGGAGACGUGCGAGAAAAACCCGCCGUUAUAGCGUUGUGGAUUUACGAUUGUCAGAGAGGAUUUGGAAACGUCAGUUUUACCCGGGUUUUUAGUGUUUUUGGAGGUGAACGAUGCCAGAGAAUAUGCUUCAGGCAAAUGGAGAAAAAACGAAUGGCCAACGAGAGGAAGAGACCGAGGAAGUUGACGUGCAUUUCGAGCCAAUAGUCAGCCUCCCCCUCAUCGACGUAUCGAGUAAUGAGGAGGACGAGAUCGAGAUGAUAAAACUGCGGGCCAAGCUCUAUCGUUACGACUCGACGAGCGAGCCAGCAGAGUGGAAGGAGCGUGGCACUGGAGAUGUCAAACUACUUCGCCACAAGACGAAGCACACUGUUCGCGUCGUCAUGCGACGUGACAAGACCCUGAAAAUCUGCGCCAAUCACUUCGUCACACCCUGGAUGGAGCUGAAGCCAAAUUGCGGGAGCGAUCGUGCUUGGGUGUGGAGUGUACUCGCUGAUUAUGCUGAUGAACUGCUGAAGCCUGAGCUUCUGGCUAUUCGAUUUGCAAAUGCUGAGAAUGCAUCAUUAUGGAAGGAGGCGUUUGAGAAGGCAAAAAAAAUCGUUGGAACCGAGUGUUCAAUAUAUUCCGGCAAGAAAAACCCCGAUGAACAGGAUGACAGCUCCAGCGACUCCUACGUAACGUACAGUGAUGACAGCGAUGAAGAGAGUGAAGUAAAAAAAUCUCCAGACCUGGAGAAAUCCCCGAAUGAUGAAGAAACCGCCGAGAAACCCAAAGAGAACACCGAGGACAAAGCAACUGACGAAGUCACGGAGGUUUUGGAGAAACUUGAGGUGAAGGACGAGGAGAGCAAGUAACAAUGACCAAAACUGCUACUCCAGCACUAGAUGAUAACAUUCCCCCCCCCCAUGUACACAACACAAAUUCUAUUCAGAUACGGAUUUACCAGCUUAAGAUGCUAAUUAUGUAUUCACAGUUUUUUGUAAUGAAUUAUUGGGAAAAUUUUUACAAAAUCGUUGAUCGUCUCACAGAACAUUUUUUAAACGCAUUUUCAUUAUUUCGGAUGUGACAAGUGAUUAGAAAUAACGAAUGUUUUGUAAUAAAUGUUUGCAUGAUUAUCUGUGAUUUCUUCUUAUAAGUGCGUACCGUCUGCUAUUGUGCAGCUUCAUUUUUUUCUCAAUGGAGAAAUAAAUUUAGUAUUUCAAUUUCUGGCA